AUGACUGGCCUCUCAACGCUCAUCCUUGGCUCAGCAAUUGGCGUCGUUAUUGUAGUAAUUCUCAAACGCUCCUUUAGCAGGACGAAUGGAAACCCUCCCUUGCCCCCAGGGCCAAAAGGCCUUCCUCUCGCCGGGAAUCUCAACGAUUUGCCCAAACCCGGUGUCCUUGAAGCUCAUCAUUGGCUGAAACACAAGGAUCUGUAUGGCCCAAUUAGCUCUGCCACAGUGAUGGGGCAAACUCUGGUGAUCAUCAACGACGCUCGACUUGCGUUUGAGUUGCUCGAAAAACGAUCUGUAAAACACUCUUCUAGGCCUCGACAGAUUUUUGCAGGUGAAAUGCUGGGCUGGGAGAACUCUUUGGGUCUUUCACAAUACAAUGACCGCUUUCGGACCUACCGCAAGAAUAUGAGCCGGAUCAUUGGUUCCAAGACAGCCGCAGCCCAAUACAACACUUUGCAGGAGGCUGAAGUUGGGCACUUUCUGCUUCACGUGCUGGACAAUCCCGAGGAUCUGGUGAAUCAGAUAAGAAAGGAAGCUGGCGCGGUUAUUCUCAAGAUCGCAUAUGGAUACACGGCGGAGCCCUUCAAGGAUGAUGUUCUGGUCAGCAUGGCUGGCGACGCUAUGGACAAGUUUGCACGUGCCGGUGUUCCGGGUGCCUUCAUGGUUGACAUGAUCCCCUCCUUGAGAUAUCUUCCAGACUGGGUGCCCGGAACUGGGUGGAAGAGGACAGCUCGUCAAUGGGGAGCCGAGUUGCACGACGUGACGGAGAAACCCUAUGCCUUUGUAAAACAUCAGAUUGCCCAGGGCAAGGAUGAUAAUUCCUUUCUUGCACGACUAUUGGAGGCUGGUGACUCAACCCCUGAGGAGAAGUUCACCAACAAAUGGUCAGCUAUGUCACUUUACACAGCAGGCGCUGAUACAACCGUAUCAGCUCUCGCAUGCUUCUUCUUGGCAAUGUCCAUUUCUCCAGAGGUUCAGAGAAAGGCGCAAGAAGAGAUUGACCGAGUCAUUGGUAAGGACCGUUUGCCAACCUUGGCAGACCGCCCGAGUUUGCCGUACAUCGACGCAAUCGUCAAAGAAGUUUUACGAUGGCAUCCAGUGGCACCCAUGGGCUUGCCUCAUACGAGUACAGCGGAUGAUGUGUGCGAAGGGUACUUUAUCCCGAGGGGUUCCAUGCUAUUUGCCAACGUCUGGCACUUUACACAUGACCCUGAGGUCUACGACCAACCGAUGUCCUUUAAGCCGGAGAGAUUCUUGCCAGAUGAAGGGGAAAAAAUUGCACCGGACCCUCACGCCUUUGUUUUUGGCUUUGGACGUCGCAUUUGUCCUGGUCGCAUCUUGGCCGACAAUGCAUUGUAUCUUAACAUUGCGCAGUCUCUGGCCGUCUUUGAUAUCACCAGGGAUGAUCAAGUGGCUCAGCCGGAGAUACGGUUCACACCGGGCGUCGUUAGCCACCCGGAGCCCUUCAAGGCUACUAUCAAGCCACGGUCACUUCACCAUGAGAAGUUAAUUCGGUCCAUUGAGAAGGUGUUUCCAUGGGAAGAGAGCGAUGCAGGGAUUCUAAAAAGUAUGAAUUCCUGA
Molecule: messenger RNA, 1581 nt
Organism: Fusarium keratoplasticum
Lineage: Eukaryota; Fungi; Ascomycota; Sordariomycetes; Hypocreales; Nectriaceae
Exons: 7
Coding region: 1-1581 (526 amino acids)
Molecular function (GO): heme binding; iron ion binding; monooxygenase activity
Source: RefSeq, a predicted model, not a curated record